GACAGUAGGUGGGUACAUAUUAUCGCGAGUGUAUAAAUACCGACGGACGAACGGCGUCAUGUACGCUUGUUCAAAGGUCCUGCUGAGAGUGUGGCAAUGCAUGUUCAUUGCACCGGUGACACUGCGGCGGAAACCAGCCGACGGCGGCAGCUUACCGUCUCAGCCGUACUACACCUUCAGCGUCUGGUGGUACGCCUUCAACUUAGCCGUGUUGGUCGCGUGCGUGACCGUCGGGUUGUGGGCCGUAGUGGAGGACACGCGAGCGUCCUUGGCGGGCCGGUCGUUGCGCAUACAGAACACGUCCUCGGCCAUCGUCACCGCGCUCCAGGUGACGCUUCAGUGCUUGGUGUGCGCGCUGGCGGUCACGUGUUCCGCAGGCCGGCACACUAUGCUCCAGGACAUCGAGCGACACCUGAACCACUCGGACGCUGUGCUCCGGGUGUCCACAUGCCAGCCAGUGGCGAGAUACACUCUGGCACUGGUCACGUUCCACGCGGCUCUGUUCGCCACCGACGGUUAUUUGUGGUACGCGCUCAGCCCGGCCACCUGGAUGUACAACGUGUGCUUCGUGUACAUGUUCAUCGACCUGGCCACCAUGCUCAUGUACGCGCAGAUCGCUUGGAACAUCGGGUGCCGGUUCGAGGACAUCAACGCGGCAAUCGAGUGCAAGCUCGCGGGUUUCCAGACGAACGCGGCGGCGACGUUUGACCACAGACGCUGUGGUCGUGGCUGCCGACCCCCGCAAAGGGUGUGGACGUUCGCCGGCCACACUGCAGUCGUAACGAGUGCUAAUUCCGUGGUCAUAACAGACCAUCAAUAUGAUACUAAAAAUAUUUCAAUUGCCAAAUUACAAGAUCUUCACUGGAGUCUUUGUAAUAGUAUCAAAAUAGUCAAUGAUGAGUUUGGCUGGCAGUUAUUUCUGCAGCUGUUCUGCAAUUGUGUGCAACUUAUUGUGACCCCAUAUUUUAUGAUCAUAAAUUUAUUUUACCCGGUGAUUUAUGGUUCUACAGAUAUUAAAUUCAUUUUGAUCCAAGUUGUCUGGGUGCUGACCCACUUGGGUCAUUUAUUAUUAAUCGUAUUACCCACGUCGUACGCUACUAAAAAAGGUGAAAAAACUGCUGUGAUCAUAUGUAAAUAUCUGACUAUUGAUAUAGAACCAGGUGAUAUGAAACAGUUGGAGAUAUUCGUUCUUCAAUUGCAAAAGUAUGCAAUCGAUUUUUCAGCUUGUGGAAUUGUAAAUUUACAUCGAUCCACCAUUACAACGAUUAUCGGAACCGCGCUUACGUACUUGGUGAUCUUAAUUCAAUUCCAAAACUCCGACUAGAAAAAUCAAUAGCAAUACAUAGGUAAUACAUUUUACGAUGUCAAUUCACCA
Molecule: messenger RNA, 1375 nt
Organism: Myzus persicae (green peach aphid)
Lineage: Eukaryota; Metazoa; Arthropoda; Insecta; Hemiptera; Aphididae
Product: gustatory receptor for sugar taste 43a-like
Exons: 5
Coding region: 59-1324 (421 amino acids)
Biological process (GO): sensory perception of taste
Cellular component (GO): axon; dendrite; membrane
Source: RefSeq, a predicted model, not a curated record